This is a messenger RNA of Prunus armeniaca (apricot), 207 nucleotides long. NCBI's taxonomy places the organism in Eukaryota, Viridiplantae, Streptophyta, Magnoliopsida, Rosales, Rosaceae. The record is from the annotation of a GenBank genome assembly.
AUGGCUUGCCACACUCGCUCCAACAGCUUCACCUCAAGGCCACACCCGAUCGUUCAAGAAGUCGAUGAACAUUUGUGUAGAUUGAGAUCUUCUGAGGCCACCUCCACAUCCUCCUCAUCAAUCAGCCACAAACUAAGUGGCCUCCAAGACUUGCAUGGCUCGAGACGCGUUGUUUCUAAUUCUCCCUCUUUUUGUACCAAAAAAUAA